Messenger RNA from Galdieria sulphuraria, 1771 nucleotides. RefSeq names its product pyruvate dehydrogenase E2 component (dihydrolipoamideacetyltransferase). Gene Ontology annotation, biological process: pyruvate decarboxylation to acetyl-CoA. Gene Ontology annotation, cellular component: pyruvate dehydrogenase complex. The coding region runs from base 5 to 1579 and encodes 524 amino acids. The record is from RefSeq and is a predicted model, not a curated record. NCBI's taxonomy places the organism in Eukaryota, Rhodophyta, Bangiophyceae, Galdieriales, Galdieriaceae. The transcript has 6 exons. Gene Ontology annotation, molecular function: dihydrolipoyllysine-residue acetyltransferase activity.
AGCGAUGAUGUACAUUUCCAGACAAUUUGGCUCAGAUUUGGUUUGGUCAAUGUGGUCGUUGUGGUCGGUGCUUCGAAGAUAUGACCGUCAAGGUGUCAAAACAGUCCAAAUCGUUUUAUCCCUAUGUCAAAAGUCCUUCAAGGUUCCUGCUAACAGAAGUAUAUGUGUAGUUUCCUGCCAACCACUGUUUGGUUCGUCGUUCACUAUUCGAGGCUCUUCACGUCGAGUAGUCUUCGGCGGAUCAAACACGGUGUCGGUGAGAUGGUUCGCCGAUCUACCUCCUUAUAGCCUAUUAAGAAUGCCUUCGUUGUCACCAACUAUGAAACAAGGCAAUAUUAUUGAUUGGAAGAAGAAGGAAGGUGAUAAACUGUCUCCCGGUGACGUCAUUGCAGAUAUUGAAACAGAUAAAGCAACUAUGGAAUUUGAGUGUCAAGACGAGGGUUAUCUUGCAAAGAUAUUGCUGAAAGAUGGAACACAGGAUGUAAGUAUUGGGAAGCCAGUUGCGGUUAUUGUUGAGGACGAAGAGGAGUUGGCUGCCUUCAAAGAUGUUGAUCCUUCACAGUUUCUCUCAGCAGAUACUUCCAGUUCUUCUGGACAACUGACGGAGCAACAACAACAGAAAGUUUCCCAACAAGAUAAAGAAAAAAAGAAACCAACUGAGCAGGUUUCACCAAAGCCUUCAAGAGAAGCAGCUGUGGCACAGCCAAUUGUUCAAAAGGAAGGAAAAGAUCGAACCUUUGCUUCUCCUUAUGCCCAAAAAUUGGCAUAUGAGAAAGGUGUUGAUAUUAACAGAGUUUCAUCUUCUGGUCCUUCUGGAAGGGUUCUCGCCAAUGAUAUUUUGGCUGCUUCCGAAGCAGAAGUUACUACUGCUGCUGUUAGUGGUAGUGCUGCCUACACAGAUAUCAAGUUAAGUAACAUGCGCAAGACUAUUGCAGAGCGUUUGUUGGAAUCAAAACAAACCAUUCCACAUUAUUACUUAACUGCAACCUGUCGCAUCGAUAAAUUGUUACAGGUGCGUGAACAAAUGAAUGCCAAGGCAAAGAAUGGAGAAUAUAAGAUUUCUAUAAAUGAUUUUAUUAUCAAAGCUUGUGCGGUGGCUUUGCAAAAAGUCCCAGAAGUCAAUUCUCAGUGGCUUGGCAGUGCAAUUCGUCGCUUCUAUACCGUGGAUGUAUCAGUCGCAGUUCAGACCGAUACUGGGUUAAUCACUCCGAUUGUUAAGGAUGCAGAUCGAAAGGGCUUACGAGACAUUUCAGAAGAAAUGAAGCAACUUGCAAACAAGGCACGGGAGAAUAGACUACAACCUAGUGAAUAUGUUGGAGGGACCUUCACUGUGAGCAAUCUCGGAAUGUUUGGUGUCGACCAGUUUUCGGCUAUUAUCAAUCCGCCGCAAGCAGCCAUCCUGGCAGUGGGUUCAAGUACGAAGACUGUGUUACCUGGACACAAUGGAGAAGUUGUUGUGGGAAAUACUUUAAAAGUUACAAUGAGUUGUGAUCAUCGAGUAGUGGAUGGCGCGGUUGGUGCAAGAUGGUUGAAGACUUUCAAGGAUAUCAUUGAAGAACCUAUCAACAUGCUUCUUUAAUGGCUCCAUAUUCCUUGUAUGACUACCACUAUAUGUUGAAGCUGUUGUGCCCAUUUGUUUCCAAAUGUGCCAUUUUGUAAAGCUGCAAUAGCUUAAAGAGGAAGAGUUUCUUCAUAACCUGCCCGAGUAGGCGGUUCCAGCUUAGGUCGAAUACCAAGUACUCACUCUCUUACCACGACCAAAUAGACAUAA